AUGAACAUCACGGUCCCUCUUUCUUCAUUGAGGGCCCUCGCCCGCCUACAAUCACAAUAUCUCAGAACUCCCCUCCAAUCCACACAUCUUUCACGAAACCUAUCCUCCACUUCAAUCCUCACCAGCCGCGAAAACAACAACAACGAUAACUAUGAUGAUCCCCACCUAGCAGCAACCACAAGGGCACCCAAGGACGCCUCAGCCUCAGCCAACGAAGGCCGCUUCGCACGCACAGAUGAAAAUGUCCAAAUUUCAUAUCCAAGCGAUAGCGAAAUGCCCGCACAGCCAGUCGUACAGGGACGCGGAGGAAUGCAUUUCAAGCGCACACUGGCUUCGUUUUCGCUCGAGAAUAAAGUUAGUCUUGUUACUGGUGGGGCGAGGGGGUUAGGCCUUGUUAUGGCGCAGGGACUUGUUGCGUCGGGGUCUGAUUUGGCCAUUGUUGAUUUGAAUAGGACCGAAGCGAAGGAACAAGCAGAGAAGUUAAUUGAGCAGUUUUGCAAAGAGAAUCCGGGGAUUGAACAAAUGCCAAACAUAACAGCCCACUACGCCGACGUCUCAGACCCCUCCUCGGUAAACACCGCUCUCUCCGAAAUCCUCACAAAACACACCCGAAUCGACAACCUCGUCACAUCAGCCGGAUUCACCGAGAACUUCGACGCAAUAAGUUACCCAUUCGAUCGCAUGAAGAAACUCUGGGGCGUCAAUGUAGACGGCACAUACCUUUUCGCUACCGGUGUUGCUAAGCAUCUCAUGGAGCGGAAGGCACCAGGGAGUAUUGUGAUGAUUGGCUCUAUGUCCGGUGCUAUUGUUAAUGUGCCGCAGCCUCAGGCGCCGUAUAAUGCUUCGAAGGCUGCUGUGAGGCAUUUGGCUGCUUCUUUGGCUGUUGAGUGGGCUGGGUAUGGGAUACGGGUUAAUUGUAUUAGUCCGGGGUACAUGUUGACGGCUUUGACUCGGAAGAUUCUUGAUGAGAAUCCCCAACUUAAGGAGAAGUGGAUUUCGUUGAUUCCUGUUGGGAAGAUGGGGGUGCCGGAGGAUUUGAUGGGAGCUGUGACCUUUUUACUUAGUGAUGCGUCGAAGUAUGUUACUGGUGCUGAACUUCGGGUGGAUGGGGGUUAUACUGUGACUUGA
Penicillium angulare is the source of this 1128-nucleotide messenger RNA. RefSeq lists its product as uncharacterized. Bases 1 to 1128 code for a protein of 375 amino acids. The record is from RefSeq and is a predicted model, not a curated record. Gene Ontology annotation, cellular component: intracellular anatomical structure. Gene Ontology annotation, molecular function: oxidoreductase activity, acting on NAD(P)H, oxygen as acceptor. NCBI's taxonomy places the organism in Eukaryota, Fungi, Ascomycota, Eurotiomycetes, Eurotiales, Aspergillaceae. The transcript is spliced from 4 exons.